GCCAUGACGCGGAGCUGCUCCGCGCUGGGCUGCACCGCUCGCGACAGCGCGCGGAGCCGCGAGCGCGGCGUCUCCUUCCACCAGUUCCCGGUGGACGCCGUGCAGCGCAGCGCGUGGAUCCGCGCCGUGAACCGCGUGGACCCGCAGAGCCGGCGGCCAUGGCUGCCCGGCCCCGGCGCUAUCCUCUGCUCCCGACACUUCGCCGAGGGGGACUUCGAGCGCUUCGGGCUGCGGCGGAAGCUGCGGCGGGGGGCCGUGCCCUCCCGCUUCCUGCCCCCGGAGCCGCCGGGCACCGGCCGGAGGAGGAGGAGCAGGACCCGCAUGCAGGCACUGAAGCAGCCGCUGCGCGGCCCCCCCGGCGGGGACCACAACUACAGCCUGCGGGGCCGCCCCACGGACACCCCGCGCACCGUGGCGAGCCUCCUCAGGAUGCUGGUGAAGAAGCGGCAGCUUCCUGAGGAAAUCGUGAGUUUGCUGCGGGCGCAAUUCUCAGAUUUGCCUUUGGAGUUGCACAGCUGGAGGCAGAUGGCAGAAUACUCACCAGAAAUGAAGCAAUUUGCCUGUAUUCUCCACCUCUACCAUAUUAAGGCCUAUGAUUAUCUGCGGAAGAUUUUUCCCCUCCCUCAUCCCUGCAGCCUGACAAAUUGGCUGUCUAAUAAUGAGACUGCUGCAGGCUUCAGCAAUGACAUUUUCCUCCAGCUUCAGGAAAAGGUGGAGAGAGGGGAUCAGGCCUACUGCUACUGUGCUGUGAUGGUACAAGACAUGUCCUUGCAGAAGCAGCAGGAGUGGGACCCACAGACCAGGUGCCUGACAGGCUUUGUUGACCUGGGAGCAGGCAUCCUUGAUGCUGAUGAGGCUCCGCUGGCCUCGGAAGCGAUAAUCCUCAUGGCAGUCGGCAUCUCCAGUCCCUGGACAGCUCCACUUGGGUAUUUCUUCGUGAACAGCAUGACCGGCCGCUUGCUUGCUCAGCUCUUUCAUCAGACCAUCAGUAAGCUGAAUAACAUUGGGGUCACGGUCCUGGCUGUGACAUCAGGUGCCUCUGCUCACGGUGCUGAGACCGCCAGAGCUUUGGGGAUCAGGAUGGAUCCUGAAAGGAUUCGGUGCACUUUCCGUCAUCCACCUGGUUCUGCUCACAGCAUCACAUACUUCUUUGAUGUUUGUCACGCGCUCCAGCUGGUAAGGAAUGCUCUGCAGUGCUUCCAGAAAAUAGAGUGGCUCAGUGACACCAUGUGGUGGCAGCAUGUGGUGGAGCUGGCAGCUCUGCGGGAGCAGAGGGUGUUGGAGCCAUGCAGUCCCGGGUCAGGCAGAUCUGGGAGCAAAGAGAGUUACCAUCUGAAGGUCAACCCUGCUACACUGCUCUUCAGCGAGGGUGUUGCCGAUGCCCUAGAACACCUCCAGAAGCUGGGCCUGGCCUCAUUUCAGAACUGCAGUGGCACUGUCAAGUUUGUGCGUUUGAUGAGCUCUCUGCGCGAUGUAUUUUGUGGCGGAGUUCCCUAUGGAAAGGGACUGAAGGUGCCUUUGCUGGCUGGAAAUUACACCAAAAUAAGCAACCUCUUCAGUGAGGCCAAGAGCUUCUUUGUCACCUUAACAGACUCUGUGGGGAGAUACAUUAUUAAGAGCAAACGCAAACUAGGAUUUCUGAGUCUCUUGCUCAAUGCUGAAAGCCUCAAGUGGCUUUACUCCAACUACACAUGUCCAGAAGGCACUCCUUCCCACCACCUCCAGACCUACGCCUUCAGCCUGGAUGCACUGGAGCUGUUUCUCAGGGCCCUCAGGCAAGCCUGUGGCACCAGUGGGAGCCCCACCUGCACGGUGUUCCAGGCUGCUUAUCACAAACUGCUGGCCAGCUGCAGCCUGUCACCAGGCUCAAGACACGGCAGUGGCUCAGGUAACAUGAGCUCCUUGGACGUAUGCCUGUCUCGUAGCAGAGAUCUGACCCUGGGCAGCAUUUGGGCUCAGUAUAACCCAGCUCAUGGGAAGGCACUGGCAACAGAGUACCCCUUCUGUGCAGGCCUACUUUUGCACAGCUCCACGCUGAGUAACGCACUGACGGACCUGUCACUCCACGCACGAAGCAUCACCUGCGCCGCUGGCUUUGUGGCUGAGCAGUUGGCCUGGGACUUGCAAUGUGAGGCUUGUCUCGCUUCCCUCUUUGACUCAGAUGAGAGCAGGCUGAGGUGCAGGUCAGUGCUCUACAUAAAAAAGUUGGGCAGAGUGAGUCUGCCCUCAGCAAGUGUACACCACAUAGCAAGCAUUUUGGAACGAGUUCUAAAGUGGUACUGCAAUGUAGAGGACUGCAACAAAAACACCAUGCUGUGGCAUUUGUCUCUAGAACAGGAAGUCUUCCAGGAGCUUCUGGGAGAAAGGCCCCUCUUUCCCACACUCACAAACCAUUUAUUUGAUGGGGAGUUGAGCAUCAACAACCAUUACACAGUUUUAGUAAAGGAUAUAACAAGAUGCUACUUAAACAUCAGAACAAACACUGCGCAACACCUGAACUCGAAAUACCCUUGUGGAAGGCGCAGAUUGAAAAGACUGAAGGGGAGACAUUUUCUUCCAUCACCACUGGGUAGUUGUCAGUCAAGCUAUACUCACAUGGGGUCAUGAGUUCUCUGCUGUUCCAAGGAUGGCUGUGCCCUGCUGAGGCUCAGCGAUGGCUGGAUCGAGGCAACACGUCUUCCCACAAUUGGGCCAGCAAAACUGGCGUUGAUUAACAGUGAUGUGCUGAGCCAUGGCAAAGCACCUGAUCAGAGUCUGAGUAAGCGAAGCAAGGAGGCUUAUCUG
Empidonax traillii (willow flycatcher) is the source of this 2784-nucleotide messenger RNA. It is a transcript of the gene THAP9, whose product is annotated as THAP domain containing 9. The transcript has 5 exons. The record is from RefSeq and is a predicted model, not a curated record. NCBI's taxonomy places the organism in Eukaryota, Metazoa, Chordata, Aves, Passeriformes, Tyrannidae. Bases 4 to 2607 code for a protein of 867 amino acids.